AUGGUGCUAAGCACUGAGUGGUCUCAGGUUGAGAUAAUCGAUUUGAUCAACGAUGGUAACGGACUUGGUUUCAUGCUGGUCGGCGGCCGCAGCACGGGCGUAGUGAUCAAGGCUCUCAUACCGGGCUCGGUGGCAGAGCGGGAUGGCCGUUUACAGAGCGGUGACCAUGUGCUGCAGAUCGGAGAAGUCAAUUUGCGGGGCUUUAACUCGGAGCAGGUGGCCACCGUGCUGCGCCAGUCCGGCCAACAAGUGCGACUGAUCGUGGCGCGGCCGGUAGAGCCGACCUCGCCGGACUAUAAGGCACUCGCCAGCCACGCGCCGAUCAUCCCGACCAAGAUGCUAACCGACCCCGACGAGCUGGACCGGACACUACUUCAGACGGCCGGUUACACACCCGGGGUGUUCCUGCAGUCCUCCGCUUCCAUUGGGUCUGCCUUUGCCCUCGACAACCGUACUACUGCUAUCUGCCCAACGCACAUUGAAGUCGUAGCAGUUAACCACAGAGCGUUCGAAGCCGCCAGUUGCCUCGAGACGGUGGCGUUAGUGCGAAACGGAAGAACCGCAUCGCUGGUGUCAGCAGGCAACGGAGUAGUGGCACAUCAUCAGUCUUCGACUAACAUCCAUGACGGUGCUGGAGGAGGUGGCGAGUCGAAGUCGGUUUUGAGCCAGUCGAUGCGCAGCGCAGCGGCCGAAAUGUUGGAAUGUUGCGGUGGCAGCGCAGCCGGGACUUUGCCGGGAGUGUCGGCUGGCAGUGUCAAUAAAGAAUUACAGCACGAAUGCACCGACGAAGGACUAGGGGAAACGAAAAUGUCCCCCGAGUCACCGGAAACGGAGACAUACGAGGUGGAGCUGCACAAGAACGUAUACGGGCUUGGUAUCACGGUGGCAGGGUACGUAUGCGAGGAGGAAGACCUGUCCGGUAUCUUCGUGAAGAGUAUCAUCGAGGGUAGCGCUGCGGAAGUGAGCGGGAGGAUAGCAAUUAACGACCGGAUCGUGGCGGUAGACGGACGCUCGUUGGCCGGGGUCACCAAUCAUCAGGCGGUGGAGCUGCUGCGUAACACUGGCAUCAUCGUUCGGCUUAUGCUGGAGCGGUUUUUGCGCGGCCGUAAGUAUGAGCAUCUGCAAGUGGCGCUUAUCGACCCCUCGUCGAAACCGUGUCUCGCCACGGAGCGGAACAAAAUCAUCCUGCCUCCGGUAUCCUGUCAACCGAUGGUCGAACGCGGCUGCAUACUAAACGGCGGUGACGCUGACGACGGUGACGGUGGUAACGACCAGGCCACAGAGUCCACCGUCGCCCACAUCACGGAGCUGUCCCAUUCGCAGCACUCACUUUCGCAUUACCUGUCACAGUGCACCUCGUUACGCUGCUCGAUCAUGCAGUCCCCUUCGGUGACGACUCUCUCCAUCUGUCCCGCUCGCUCCGACGCCGACUCGGUAGUGACGGAGUGCGGCGUCGAACCCGAGCUGGAAUCGGGCUCGACCUUUGACUCCAGUGUGUUUGUGCUCGAAAACGGUAGUGAAUUGUCGUUCGGCGGGAGCGGCGGCUCUCCACUCCAACCACCUCCAACGAAUGGGGACAGUAGCGGUAGCUGUGGUACGCCGACGACGACGAGAGCGGCAAACCGCAGGAUGACCAGUGGUGAUGACACCGAUGACGACCUGGUGGUGCUGGAGCGGUGGACUCGUGAAAUCCCACACAGUCAGAUCGUGAUGGCUGACAUUCGUAAGCUGGCCGGUCUCGGCAUCAGUCUUGAGGGAACGGUUGAGGUGGAGUGCGGCGUGGAGCUGCGGCCCCAUCACUACAUCCGCUCGAUACUGGAGGAUGGGCCGGUCGGGCGCAACGGUUCACUCAAGCCGGGCGACGAACUGUUGCAGGUGAACGAGCACCGGCUGCAGGGUCUACGGCACAUCGAGGUGGUCAAGAUCUUGAAGGAGCUGCCGGCGCAGGUUCGGGUGAUUUGCGCGCGCGGCAGUUCACCACCGACGGUCAUCAAUACGUCGCGCAACGCGGAGGCAUUUGAGGCACGGAGCCUGUUGGCCGGUGGGCUUCAGAGCCUCCAGUACAUUCAGGGCAUCCUCACGAAGGCACAGUCCGAGAGCUCGCUCUACACCUCUAGCACAGCAACCCUUACCGACCAGCAGCGAUCGAAGUCGAUGGAACAGGUGUCCGGGCUGGCGCUUUGGACUAGCGACGUACUGUACUGUGACAUCGAAAAAACCGAGCGUGGGUUCGGGUUCUCCAUUCUCGACUACCAGGACCCGCUCGACACUGACGGCACGGUGAUCGUAGUACGUGGCCUUAUUCCGGGUGGUUCGGCCGAGGCAACCAACUUCAUCUUUCCCGGCGAUCGACUCGUAUCCGUCAACGGGCACAGUCUGCAAAGCGCCAGCUUGGACCAGGCGGUAAGUAUUCUGAAGGGUAUACCACUCGGAACAGCGUGUAUUGGAUUGUCCCGGCCGCUCUCGACUUCCGACAACAAUCUUUCCUCUGCGCCAGAAACGCCCACCGCCUAG
This is a messenger RNA of Anopheles cruzii, 2514 nucleotides long. Its product is annotated as patj homolog. The record is from RefSeq and is a predicted model, not a curated record. Bases 1 to 2514 code for a protein of 837 amino acids. The transcript has 2 exons. Gene Ontology annotation, molecular function: protein binding. NCBI's taxonomy places the organism in Eukaryota, Metazoa, Arthropoda, Insecta, Diptera, Culicidae.